Closterium sp. NIES-67 is the source of this 4206-nucleotide messenger RNA. The record is from the annotation of a GenBank genome assembly. NCBI's taxonomy places the organism in Eukaryota, Viridiplantae, Streptophyta, Zygnematophyceae, Desmidiales, Closteriaceae.
UUAGAGAAACUCUCCUUUGUAGCACCUGUCACGUCAUUUGGACAGUGAACUGUUGGGAUGGAUUUGCUGAUCUAUGCCUGCCUCCGCCAACUUAGCUUUCUGCCAUUCUAGCAACUGGAUGUCAUGUCCGAGUCGUCUUUCUUUGUUAGUCCAUUCUUCUCCUUGUGUUGCAUAGCUUGUUUCCCGUCUCUGAUUAGGUACCAACUUCCAGUGUCCCUAGUCUCCAGAUUCCGAUCCACAGCAGUACUAGCAUUUUGGAAAUGACGGCAGCUAUCGUUAGAAUCGUCAAACAGCGAGGCUAGCUGAUCGAUAAGCUCAUUGGUUCUAGUUCGUAGCCCGUUUCAACCCCAGUAGCCAGCUGAGCGCUGACUUGUUCCAACCCUAGUAGCCAGCCGAGCGCUGAGUAUAUCAGGUGUCUAACGAACCCUGUUGGGAUCCGCACUACGCUGACUACGCACCCUGAUAUCCGUGAUCCGUCCUUUCAACGGCUACGAUGCUUCAUAAAAGAACUGCCGUGAUGUGGCCGUCGUAGUCCUAUUCACAGUGCGUUCAUCGACGCGCUUAGCCUCCUUUGACCUAACAUUUUAACUGACAUCUAUCCUAGUCUCAAGGAUCCAGAUUUUGAAGCAUGCGCGUGCUUCAUGAACACUGUAGCUCAACCUUCCCCUUAUAAUUGCUCCAUCCGGCCAUGGAAUCGCCCCCUGCGACGCCGGAGGAGUCGCACAUAGUCGCACACCGAUCGUCGUCCUUCACCGCGCUGAGAUCGCUGAACAAGACGUCCAACAAGUCGCUGCGUCACUCCGCGUCUAACGCGUCGCCCGCAUUACCUGCCAAGUCGCCGUCUAUGAAUAACGACAAACGAAGCCAGCCAGGGAAGAGGAAGGCAAUGAUGGUGCUGUUCCUGGCGGCCGUCUCUAUCUCCACCAUCUUCGUCGUUAAGGACCUUAGAUUCUAUAGCCAGCCGCAACAACCGCAAGCGGAAGCCACCAAGAGGGUCGGUUUGCUGGAGGACGCGGACUCUCCAUCGACCGUGGAUUCGCCAUCGUCUGCACAAACGGACGGCGGAGAUUCACCGACAGUGGCAGGGACGACGAAUCCAGGGUCCGGGCUUGAAGAAGAGUUGCCAGUGUCGACUUCCCUUGAUCGCUCAGCGGCUCUGAGGGAGGAGAGGGAGGAGAGUCAGAUCGAGCAAUCGCCGUCGUUCCAGAACAUUCUUAGCCAAUCCCCACCCGCGAUCGACGGGGACGGAGAGCAGGCGCAGGAUGCGGGUGCGGAACAACUGGGGGGGCAGGAUGCGCUAGGGGGCCAGGAUGCGCUAGGGGGCCAGGAUGCAGGGAGCCAAGAUGCAGUGAAGGAGGAGGGGGUGGAUAUCGAAACUGAGGCGAGAGUGUAUCAACUGCGGGAGAAGAAGCGGAAGAAGAAGAAGCAGAAGGAGAAGAAGGAGAAGCGGGUGAAGAGGGAGAAGAGACCGAAGAAGAGUAGGCGGGGGCUGGAAGUGCGCGCGCCUGCUCCUCCCCCUCCCCCUGCUCCGCCACCUCAGAUCAACCCGCUAGACCCUGUGCUGCCCCCGUCGCAUCCUUGCGCCAAUUUCACCCUCCCACCGCCGCCCACCGACAAGAAGCGCACUGGACCCAGACCCUGCCCCGUGUGCUACCUCCCUCUCCCGGACGCCAUCGCCACGCGUCCCCCUCGCGGGCACACAGAGGAGCCGAUUCUCAAGCACCUGGCGUACGUGACCGAGGAGGAUGCGAGCGAGCGGGCGGCCAGGCGGGCGGGCAACCGGCCGCGGUUCAACGGGCACCAGUCACUGCAGCAGAGAGAGGACUCGUUCAAAAUUCAAGAGAGCAUGCGAGUGCACUGCGGCUUUGUGUGGGGCGGCAAGGUCAGCAACGGCACGGGCUUUGACGUGUCGGACGAUGACCGACGGUUCAUGGAGCGGUGCUACGACAUCGUGGUGGUCUCAGCAAUAUUUGGUGCAUACGACGUGGUGCAGCAGCCCAGCAACGUGAGCGAGGAGGCGAGGCAGCAGCUGUGCUUCGUUAUGUUUGUAGACGAGACUACCUAUAACGAGUUCAUUCGGGACGGCACGCUCAAGCAGCCACGCACCAGGCGGGUGGGGCUGUGGCGCCUGGUGGUCAUCUACAACCCCCCUUACAGGGAUCCCAGGCGCACUGGCAAGAUCCCCAAGCUGCUCAUCCACCGCCUCUUCCCCAACGUCCAGUUCUCCAUGUGGGUCGACGCCAAGCUGCAGCUGGUGCAAGACCCCUACAUGAUAUUGGAGAGGUUCCUGUGGCGCGGUAACUUCUCGUGGGCCAUCUCGAAGCACUACAAGCGGUUCGACGUGUUUGUGGAGGCCGAGGCCAACAAGGCGGCGGGGAAGUACCGCAAUGCGAGCAUCGACGAGCAGAUGGAGACGUACAGGAGCGACGGGAUGACGCCCUUCUCAGAGGAUAAAAUGCCCAUCAUCAGUGACGUGCCAGAGGGGUGUGUGAUCAUAAGGGAGCACACGCCGCUGAGCAACCUCAUGGCGUGCCUGUGGUUCAACGAGGUCGACCGCUUCACGUCCCGCGACCAGCUCAGCUUCGGGUACACGCGAGACAAGAUCUGCCGCAGCGUGCCGGGCUGGCACCUCAACAUGUUCCUCGACUGCGAGCGCCGCAACUUCGUUGUGCAGGGCUACCACAAGGACGUCCUUUUCCAGAAACUCAACGGCUCUUCUGCCACUCACCUUCCUGCCCUUGCUGCUACGGCUGCACCUGCUUUAACUGCUGCUGAUGCCGCCACUGCUGACGGCAAUAGUGCUGCUUUCGAUGCUGCUUUCGAUGCUGCACCCGAUGGUGCUGCUGAUUCUGCUGCUGAUGCUGCUGCUGACUCUGCUGCUGCUGCUGCUGCUGCUGGCGCUGUUGCUGGGGCCAAUGAUGAUGCGUUUUUGCUAGAGCAGCAGAGGGAGGAAGGUUCCAUGAAGCACCGGCAGCAGGGAAGGCAAGGCAGGAAGGAGGGCAAGGAGGAGGAAGAGGAAGAGGUGGAGGCGGAGGGGGAGGGGGAGGCGGAGGGGGACGAGCAGGAGCACGAUAGGGAGCGGAUUGAGCGAAGGCUUUUGGAGCUCCAAGAUACGGACGGGGAGGGGGAGGGGGAGGGGGAGGGGGGGAGGGGGAGGAUGAUUCUGGAAGGAGCGAAAUGUUAUGGCUAGAAAGAGGCAAGGAUGUGGAUUUGGUGAAGGGAUGGUCGGAGGGCAAGGGGAAUGGGAUCACACGGAAGCUCUGGGUGUAGAGUAGAGACGAGAGGAACGUAAUUGGCUUGUGCUUACGGGAGCACCAUUGGGCAACCAAGGUUGACAGGAAUAUGUGGGACCUCCUGGGCGGUACGGUAGCUGGAUUGUUAGAGUGGAGUGUGGACCCUUUCUUACUUGCACACCAAGCCAACAUGGAAUGGAGAAGCAGAUGCGGGGGGGUGAGGACAAUUAAAACCACAGGCUAAGAUAGCAGAGGGGGGCUUCAAGGGAGCCUCUCUAGACAGGAGGAGGACUCUUGAAAAAAAUGGGGCCCUAGUAUACUAAACAGUCUGGGCAGUUCUGGGGCAGCUGUAGCAAAGAAGCAAGGAAGCGAUCUUCAGCUAAGGGGCUAUCAUCGCAGAUGCAAUUGCACACUGCACAUGCUCCCCUUUUCCAUUAGCUGGCUGACGCUUAGCAGAUUGUAGCCAAAGUUGUCGACGAUUAGAACCUUGUUGAGUUGCAGUAUGACAUUUGUCUCCAUGGACUGCAACUGAACCACUCCUUGUCUGUUUGUUUUCAGGUUCUCGUUGUUGGCGACAGUGAUGCUGACAUCGCGGUUGAGGCGUCGCUCUCGUUGCACAAAGCGUCCGGAAGAACACAUGUGUUGGCCGCAACAGCUGUCCAAGAACCAGGUGUUUCACUCGGUGGGUUUGGCGUUGGCGACUGCAGCGUAAGUCGGGUCCUUGUCUGCUGCUGCUGGUCGAAGUGCGACAUGAAGCUAAAGAACCUUUCCAUAAGGUUCGGGUCCACGCUUGAAGAGGGUGAUGAGGUCACCAUUUCUGGUGCUCUUCCUGUGGUUUCUUGAGCAACGCCGGUCUCGGUUUGCAAUCCUGAAGUGUGUAGUCCAGAGUUGCCGGGUUGAGUGUCUUGGGCGCUGGGUGAGCCCGUAGAGAUCUUCUUGCCCUUGUUGUCCAUGACUUAUAAUCGAUGAAGCU